AUGGAGGAGCAAACACACACACUCAAUACCGAGUUGGAACUAAUGAACCAGUACCCAAGUGCACACCGGGAAGUAAACCUCAGUGAGGAUCAAGCUGGAUGGAUUUCACUCUUCAAAAUGAAGGGCCUGCUCCUGACCCUGUGCCUCCUGCACGUGAGUGCCGCAGUGCCGGUGUUUCCUCAGCAAUCAGGGGUCCCAGGCAUGGCUAGUUUGAGCCUCGAGACAAUGAGACAAUUGGGAAGUCUGCAGGGAUUAAAUACACUUUCUCAGUAUUCGAGGUUUGGCUUUGGGAAGUCAUUUAACUCCUUGUGGCUGCAGGGCCUCCUCCCCCCACAGCCUUCCCUCCCAUGGAUGAGGCCGCGGGAGCAUGAAACUCAGCAAUAUGAAUAUUCUUUGCCUGUGCACCCCCCACCUCUCCCAUCACAGCCAGCUCUGCAGCCUCAACAGGCAGGACUAAAGCCUUUCCUCCAGCCCACAGCUGAGACCACCAUCCAGGGCACCGCACAGAAGGGCAGGCCUCAGCCUCCAGUCCACCUGGGACAGCUGCCCUUGCAGGAAGGAGAACUGCCUGCCGUCCAGGAGCAGGUGGCACCAGAAGAGAAGCUCCCAAAGCCUGAGCUCCCAGUAAUGGAUUUUGCUGGCCCACAAGGUCCAUCAAUAUUCCAAAUCGCCCGUUUGAUAGCUCGGGGCCCAAUGCCACAAAAUAAACAGUCUCCACUUUAUCCAGGAAUGUUUUAUGUGUCCUAUGGAGCAAAUCAAUUGAAUGCCCCUGGUAGACUUGGCAUCAUGAGCUCUGAAGAAAUGGCUGGAGGGCGAGGAGGCCCCAUGGCCUACGGAGCCGUGUUCCCGGGAUUCGGCGGCGUGAGGCCCAGCCUCGGGGGCCUGCCCCCAAACCCGGCCAUGGGUGGGGACUUCACGCUGGAGUUUGACUCCCCGGUCGCCGCAACCAAAGGCCCUGAGAAGGGCGAAGGCGGCACCGCGGACACCCCCGGGCCGGAGGCCAGCCCGGCCGACCAGGUGCACCCCGCUCUGCCCCCAGAGCUCGCGCCCGGCGCCCUCCCGGGGCUCCUGGCCUUCCCCGGCGACGAGGACCCCGGCCUGGCGCGGGGCCCCGCGGGGCAGAGGCAGGGGCCUCCCGGGGUCACCCCGGCCGCCGCGGACCCGCUGAUGACCCCCGAGCUAGCCGACAUCUACGGGACCUACGCGGCUGACGUGACCACACCCCUGGAAGCAACCACGGACACCACGGUGGCCCCCGCGGACCUGCUGGAGACGUCGGCGCAGCCCCAGGCCGCGCACGAGGCCUGGCGCUACCAGGAGCCCUGACGGCCCCGCGCUGCCCCCCAGCGGGCCCCCCCCACACUGCACCUUCCCGCUCUAAUACUUGCUACCCUCUGCGGCAAAGGCAUUAAAAGCAUGAAGCGUGCAUUAAUAAAUACAAGUGGCUAGAAAUAGCGUAGGUCUCCUUCUUGCUUUCACUUUAUUUUAUGGAAAUAAAAUAUGCCACCUUCUGUGGGAUUUAGAAGUACUGUUAACCCGGGAGCGAGUUUACUCUCAGCGUUUGAUGAUCACCGCUUCCUGUGUCUUAGGCAUCGGGACCUCUCUUCUAGCGCGACACUACGCUGUCCAGGAAAUAAUGGUGCUGCUUUUGUUCUUUAAGCAAAGACAGACCCACGUUAAAAUAAAACUUUAUUAAAUGGGGAUUGGGGACGAACUCCUGACUGGUAUUACUGGAUUUGGUAUAUUGGAUUUAAAAUUCUCAUUUGUAGAGUAUUUUAUUUAAUCUAGUUUACAUAAGCUCACUCAGCCUAAU
Nycticebus coucang (slow loris) is the source of this 1813-nucleotide messenger RNA. RefSeq names its product ameloblastin (gene AMBN). Gene Ontology annotation, biological process: odontogenesis of dentin-containing tooth. Gene Ontology annotation, molecular function: structural constituent of tooth enamel. The transcript is spliced from 11 exons. The coding region runs from base 1 to 1326 and encodes 441 amino acids. The record is from RefSeq and is a predicted model, not a curated record. NCBI's taxonomy places the organism in Eukaryota, Metazoa, Chordata, Mammalia, Primates, Lorisidae.